Messenger RNA from Bombina bombina (fire-bellied toad), 7875 nucleotides. RefSeq names its product HIC ZBTB transcriptional repressor 2 (gene HIC2). Bases 213 to 1853 code for a protein of 546 amino acids. Gene Ontology annotation, biological process: regulation of transcription by RNA polymerase II. Gene Ontology annotation, cellular component: nucleus. The transcript is spliced from 2 exons. The record is from RefSeq and is a predicted model, not a curated record. Gene Ontology annotation, molecular function: RNA polymerase II cis-regulatory region sequence-specific DNA binding; DNA-binding transcription factor activity, RNA polymerase II-specific; protein binding. Lineage: Eukaryota; Metazoa; Chordata; Amphibia; Anura; Bombinatoridae.
CCCGGUCUCCAUGCCUCUUGCCUCCUGUCUCCACCUCCCCCUGUACUGCCCUCCCUCUCCCCUGGCUCCUAUUCAUAUUGCAGGUCAGGGGUGAGUCCCCACGUCACGCUGGAAGAUGGCGGCCGGUCGGCUGUGAGAUGAGGAGCUCGGGGCUUCGCUGACAGAGCCGUUCACAUGCAGUAAGGAAGAUUAUAUAAAAGGAAAAGGUAGAAAUGGAUCUGCCAAACCAUGCCAAACAACUGCUGCUUCAGUUGAACCAGCAAAGAGCCAAAGGUUUCCUCUGUGAUGUCAUUAUUGUAGUGGAAAAUGCCCUGUUCAGAGCCCACAAAAAUAUUCUUGCUGCCAGCAGUAUGUACUUCAAGUCCCUUGUUCUCCACGACAACCUGAUUAAUUUGGAUACAGAUAUGGUGAAUCCAUCAAUUUUUCGGCAGAUCCUAGAUUUUAUCUACACUGGUAAACUCUUGCCAUCUGACCAGCCAGGAGAGCAGAACUUCAAUGCUCUUCUUACGGCAGCAAGCUACCUCCAACUCCAUGACUUGGCUGCCCUCUGUCGGAAGAAGUUAAAACGUAAUGGCAAGCCAUUUGUUGGGAAGCUUGGACUGCCCAGUAUUGGGAGGGUUGGAAGGAGUCAUAGGCUUUCCUCUCCCCAACUAUCCCACUUACGCUUCCCUGUGUCUGGAGAUAGCACCCAAGAGUCCCAUACUAAGGAAGUAUCCAAAGCGGCAGGGCCAGAUGAAGAGCUCUUGGGUGCCUCUAAGCAGGAGAAUUGUCACUCCCUAAAUCGUAGUAAUGGAAGUAGCAGCAGUUUAAAUAACAGCACCAAUGGGAGUGACCUAGACCUAGGCCUUGAUCUUUCCAAAAAAAGCCCGUCCUUACCCACACAGGAGGAUUCUGUGCAUUCAGACAGUCGUGUAGGUUCUCCCCAGUCUGCCUCAGCAUCACUAACCAACAGUGCCUCAUACGAAGAAUCCACUCUCCCAAAAAGAGACCUCAAUGAAUCAAUGGAGGUGGAAAUGGCAGAAGAGAACCACUCUGAAGCAGGUCCAAAGAAAAACCUCCGCCAUUCUUCCCGCAAGAAGGAGUGGACCAGGAAGGAGGAAGAAAAGCCUGUUGAUGAAGGGGCAGAGACUAUGCCUAAUGGGGUUAUUGUGGGACCCCUAUCAAAGGAGAGGAAUUCAGGUGGGGUUUAUGGUGCUGAGCAAAGUUUUCAGUGCAAAGACGAGGUGGAGAAUGGAAAGGACAACAGUGAGGAGAGUGGGCAAAGUGAGAGUGAGUGCAGUGGACAUCCCAGUGCUAACUAUGUUUACCGGCAAGAUGGGUUUGAGACUGUGCCAUUUGGGGACAACUUGUAUGUCUGUAUCCCCUGUGGGAAGGGCUUUCCAAAUUCUGAACAAUUGAAUGCUCACGUGGAAACGCACACUGAAGAAGAGCUUUAUAUCAAAGAAGAGGACUCUUACAGUAAAGGGGAAGCAGAGGACCUUUCCACACCUAAUACGUUUACUAAUGAAUCAAGGCCGUUCAAGUGCACUGUGUGCGAGCGAAGCUACAAGGAUCCAGCCACUCUACGGCAGCAUGAGAAAACCCAUUGGCUGACCCGUCCCUUUCCCUGUAACAUCUGUGGUAAAAUGUUUACCCAGAGGGGGACCAUGACCCGUCACAUGAGAAGUCACCUUGGGCUCAAGCCUUUUGCUUGCGAGGAGUGUGGGAUGCGUUUUACUAGGCAAUACCGAUUGACCGAGCACAUGCGUGUCCACUCAGGGGAAAAGCCCUAUGAAUGUCAGCUCUGCGGGGGCAAGUUCACCCAGCAGCGCAAUCUGAUCAGCCAUCUGCGUAUGCACACAUCUCCUUCAUAAACCAAAGACUAUUUUGACAUCCUAAGAAUGUGCUCUUCAAUGCACACAUACACACAAACCGAUUUACCUUCCUGAUGACUUGCUGCUUUAAGGGUACCCUGUUUUCCAGGUUGGUUGCAUCAUUAAUGGUGAGGAAUGUAAAUGUUUCCUUUCACAAGAGCUUUAAGUUAUAACUGACAACCUUGGAAUCUCAAAUUAUGGUACGAAGGAAGCCAAUUUUAGUUGCACCUUGGCUUUCCUCUACACAGGACAAAGAGCUUUGACGGGAAAUCCCCAUCACGUCUCCUGUCAUUUUCCACAUUCUCAGCACCUACAGAAAGACAUCAAAUGCUAUCUUGUAAAGAGCUGGCUGCACCCUGCUUAAAUAGGGCUGUUUGUUCUGAUUAGUACAGAGGUUGUGGCAAUUAGGUUUAUGAAAGGGUAGAGAGUGUUAUGUAUUUUCUCCCAGAGGGAUGUUAUCCAGCAUUCAGUAGUGCCCACCCAUCCACACCCGAGCACUACCCAUCUGUCCAGCCUUAAAAGGGUGCUGGUCUCCUGUAUUUAUUGUGAAUGAAAACCAAGAAAACCUCACAACUCUCAUCUGGUUAAUACUGAGGCCAUUAAGCUAUGGUAUUUUUUUCUUUUUUAAAACCAAUGUAGAGAUAAGUGGCCAAAAUUCUGCCAGGGCCAUUCUUUUUUGUCAUGGCUGUGAACCUUUGCAUGCUCCCUCUUGGUAUUUGGGGAAUUUCUUCUUUCUUCGCUCUUGUAACCUUUUUUUCUUUACGCUGACCAGAAAAGCUCUGCCCCAAGCAGGAUUAACAAAUAGAAACAAAAGUAGGGAGAAAUUUGUCAUAACCCAUUGUUUUCUUAUUAACAGGUACUUGUUUCUGUCCUGGGUAAUGCAAACUGCUCAAUUAUAAUUUAAUCUGAAAUUUUGAACUGGAAAUUUGAGGUUAAUUUAUUUUAAUGCGAUAUUGGUCCAGUUCUUGUUAUCCCCUCAUGAAGCGGUUAGGAGUAUCCUAUUUAGAUAGAACCCUCAUCUGUGCAGUGAGGGGCUGCUUGGGCAGGGUUAGGUUAUGAGGUGUUGCACAUAGUUUGAAGUUAAGGCAACAGGACAGGAUCAUGGAUUCCUGCUUCUAAUUAUCUGUGUGGUCAGAGGUACCAGCCAUGUUUCUUUUCCUGGCUCCUUUUGCAAUAUAGUUGAUGAAAUCACAGCACUGGUUCAGGGUUACUUCUGAAUAUCCCUACAAGGUACUACCAUUUUGUGUGUGUGUGUGUUAUAACCUGUCCAGGGUACUGUGCAGAGAAAUUGUACAGUGGAGUGAUACAAUGGACUGGUCAUUUUUUGCUACCUCUUAAAUUCUUGUUAGCUAAGAUGGUUUUACUAAGACGCUUUCAAGUAGACCUUAAUGUAAUUUUUUUUCAAGUAAAUGUAUAAAGUUAGGACAUUUAAAUUAAAUGAGUGUAAUGAGAAUAAAAAAACAAGCAGUUCGCAAAUUACCACCUGCCCCGCCACUCAUGCCCACGAAACCUAAAAUCCAAAGAAUUGAGUAUUCCCAUCUUUCUUUAAAAAUAAGAUUGGGGCUCAAGGGUAACUGUGCUUUGGCCUACUGAAUGUACUUCCCCAUCCAAAAAAACAAACAAAAACCUUUAGUAUGUGCCACAUAUGUUAUGCCAAAUAUUUUUGUAUACUGAAUAACCAAAACUUAAGUAAUAUUGUGGCAUAUUUUAUAACAGUAUUACAAAUAUUGCCAGAAUAAUCCCAAUUUGUAGCUCCAAUCCAAUUUUUCUUUUCAUAGGUAAACCAUGUUUAAAGGUAGUGUAAGAUGAGAGAAUCCUGCCUACUAUUUUGUAUCUUUAGUUUAAUUAACAUUGUGCCAACUUUGAUUCCCCAGAUUUUUUUUUUUUACUAUACACCACUGCAUUUCUAGUCUUUGAUUCACUAAUGCAGUUGAUGUUUUGUAUAGCUUUCUGUAAUAGCCUAAAUCUGUAACCGUUCACAAUUAUAAUCCCUACAGUUCAACAUAGCUUGUGAUAAAUUUGGUGGGAGGGGAUUUGCAAACUCUACUAUAGAUCUUUAGUUAAAACUAUUAAAUAAAAUCUAAUGAACCUUUAACCAAAGUGUCUCCAUAAGCUCUCAAGAUGUGUACAAAUAAUUUAUCCAGUUACAACUGAAGUAGCACCAAAAUUUGGCUUCAUCUCCCUUUCUCAUCUUAUUGGCAUGCUUUGGGCGGGGUCGGUGGUGAAAGAAAUCUGUGUAGCGUUUACAUUUAUUUUUUUCCCUUCUUUCAAGAGAUAAAUCUCAUUUGUUUUUCUUUUCUUUUUUUUUUUUUUCUUUUUUUUUUUAAGACCAAAAUAAAAUACUAAGGAAUGAUAGAGGCAUGUUCUUUGCUGCAUACAGGAAGUUGGCCUGUUGCUGUUUGUUUUUGAAACAAAUACUUUUUUUUUUCCCUUUCUCGUCUCCUCCUUUCUACUUUGGCUAAAUGCAGUUUCAGAUAUUAACUAUGCAGCCCAUUUAAAGAGCUUGAACUGACACUGCAUGACUGAAUCUUUAGGCUUCACUGCAGUGUAACAAUGUGGAGAUGGAUUGUAAUACACAUACUGCAUAGCAAUACAAGAUAACAAGAUGUGGUGCCGCUGAUUGGAUAUAUCACAAUAAUGUGGCUAAUAACAAGGGACUGGUUUACUGGAUAUAACUGUCCAAUGCAUUUGUAGAAUAUGCCUAAAAAAAACCUUCAUUUUGCAACAAAGAAAAAGCCAGGCUUGGGACUGCAUCUUUAAUAUUUGGGAACUGGAUUUAAUUUAAGGUGUUGGGGAGGGUGAGCUGAACUGGUUGCAUAGAAAUGGGGUCUAUUUAUACAAAUUCCCUGACGUUGUUUUACGUUCCAAAGCAGGGUAUUCAUCGACAGCACUAUGUAAGAUGGAUACCCAACAGUAUUCAAGUCCUUUUGUGAACAAAUGUGACCAGUGUACAGCAAUGAACAAUUUGAUGAUUGCAAAUCCAUUUGUAUUUUAGAACUUUAGGUACAAUAUUAUUUACACACAUAAUUUCCUGUUCCAUUAUUUUCCUGUCUUUUAAAUUUUACAUUACCAUGGAAGAUGCAUUCUGCAGUCCCUUAAUCCUGCAAGAGCAAAAGUUAUGGUGAACACAUGGAUAUGAUAUAUAUCGGGGAUUGACAAAUUGUUAAAUUUCAGAGCCGGUAAAAAUACUGAGCUGGCUUCAUGGUGUUUUGCUUAUAUCCACAUCACUAUAGAUAUGAAAAGUUAAGCUCUCAAAAAUGGCUUCCUGGCUCCUGGAAUUUGUCAGUUUUGACAUGCAUCAUUUAUAUAUUCAUAAGCAUUUAUAUAUUCAUAUGCAACUAACCAGUACCAUGAAUAGUCCAUUGCGUACACAAAGUAGAAAGCAACCUGCUUAUCUGGCUUAUGACCUCUCCUUCCAGCAAAACACAUGUCUGACUGUCUCUUUUUUAUUCCUGAGUAUUGGAAACUUGACUCUCAGAAUUGUUUUUUGACAGGAAUAUUUUUUUUUGUGUUUUAAUAUAUUUCUUUCUCAGCACUUAAUAUCGACACAAAGUCUGUGUAUAGUUGAGUAUUGUACUUUUUUAUUUUUAUUAUUUUAUUGUGUAGGUGUGUAUUCUUUAGAAUGAAUAAAUAUAAAGGAGAAAAAAAAAACAUUUCCAAACUGUGACAACGUUAAAAAAAAUAUAUACUCAAACUUCAGGGACUGGCUACCUCUGGGCACCUAACUUUCAGCCACAUUUCUAAGACAUAGUAUUGUAUCAAACAUUUUCUGUAUUUUAUGAGAAAAAGCAAAACACUAGUUUCAUAUUUAAGAUUUUAAAUGUUUUGGGAGGCUUGGGGACCUGGGUAGAGUGGGGAGGGUAGAAUUGAGUUUUUUUCUGUAAUCAUAAUUGUACAAGGUAAAAUGCAGAAAAUGCUCAAUGUAUAAUGGCAGGCAGUUGAAAUCUGCUUGCUAAUUUCCUGUAUAUUUUUAUUUUAUUUUAUAUUUUUAUUUUUUUCGGAAGAACAGGAAACUGAACCAUUUUUAAGAUACAUAAAUAAGGAUGUAUUAUAAAUUCAAAGUUAAGUUUAAAAAAAAAAAUACAAAAAAAAAAAAGCUUGUACCCAAAUCCAUAAACUAUUUUUUAAACCAAAGCACAUUUUGAAGAAACCAACCGGACUCAGAAAAAAAGAAAAACAAAGUAACAAAUGGACUAUUUAUAUUUAUCUCAUUGUUUACAUAAAUUUUACAGUUUCAGACCUCAGCAACGGGCCAGCCAAAAUUAAUCUAAUAUUUUCCAUGGGCUUUUUUUUUCCAAACAUUUUUUUCAAAAUGUAAAUUAAAACCAGUUUGAAUUUCACAGAUACAGAUAUUAGGCUGAGAUGUUAAAGAAUGUUGUUAAAUUCUGAAAAUAAGCUAUCUCAGAAGUGUUUAAGAUUUAUAUUUCUUUAGAAUGAUUGUAUUAACCCCUUGUUCUGUUGGCUUUAUCUUAGAGUAUAUCAGAACUAAACCCUAAUAACUGUUAGACUGCAUCAUUACCAAAGUAUAUCUAUGUGAUACAUUUGCUUCUAGAUUGUGUUGGUUUCAGACGGAGUUUAAAAAACUGGAAGGUUAAAAUAUCUGUAGAUCAUAAAAUAUAGGCUGGAAGGAAUUUUCUGACAGUAUGUUUAACAUAAAUGUUUAUGUACACUUUUUUUUCGCGCCCCCCCCCCCCCCUAUAUUGGGUCAUAUGCCACGUUUUUUUAAGUAAAAAUAUAUAUAUAUCUAUAUAUAUAUCUAUAUAUAUAUAUAUCUGUUUAAAUUACCUUUCCACACCACCACUCCUAAAACAAUGAAGCUGUGAAUUUACUGUAAAUAUUUUUUGUAAAUUAGACCUUACAGUGAGUCAGUCCGCCCAGUGUUUAUAAGCAAAGGAAGCCUGCUGUCCAAGGUUAGUAAAGUUUGAAGUCUACUUAAAAAUGUUUGAUUCAGCACCUUUUGUGCAAUUGAGGUACCAAUCCUUGUUCCAGUUUUUUUCUUUUUUUUUUUCUGUGUGUGCUGGUGUCCAACAAAUUUUGUUAGUCUGUGUGUUUUGGCGGUUGUUGUGUGUUUUUUUGUUUAUUAUUUAAUAAGCUUUUCCAAAUGCAGUUUAGUGGAACCAAAUUUUUAUUUAGCUAUUUAUAAAUGACAUUCUCCAAAGCUCCAGCAAUACUUAAAAUAAAAAAAAUUACACCAAAGCAGCCUCAGAACCAAAGGGGUUAAUAAAUUAGAACUUCCCCCUUUUUUUUUUUUUUUUUUUUUUUCCUUUCAGAAAAUCAUUUUAGACUCUUGGAAAAUAAGAGAUUAACUUUGCCUGGUCUAAAAAAAUAAAAAAUAAAUUAAUCAAAGAUGGUGCAGACUUUUGCAGUGUUGUUAUUUUAUGUGCAGUUCUGAAUGUAUUUAUUUCACACCCCCUGUGUGUAAGGAGAAGGCAGUAAAGCCAGUCGGCUGUCAAUACUAAAAGGGGUAUGCAUGUAGGGCUAAACCUCCUUACUGCUACAGAGGUCUGCAAACAUUUGCAGAUGCUUUGCUGGUAUCAGAGUUGAAAACUACAGGAUGUAAAAAAACAUUUAAAAAGAAGGAAAAAAAAAAACGAAAUAUCCUCAGAGACUCAAAAUAGCCAUAAAUCAACAGGACUUUCUGUAGCUCUUCUGUUUAAUACUGGAUAUCUUCUGUAAAACAUUAUAUUUUUGUUAUAUUUAAAUGUUACAAUGUCACCUGCUUCAUUUGUUUAUAAAUAUUUGUAUAUAGAUUUUUCUUUGCAGGAUAUUUGUUAUUUUAAAUUCUCUCCACUUAUUUCUGUGUCGCAAAAAUGUUAUGGUAAUUCCUUCAGUCUUUCUUAUUCAGGUAGGAGCCUUGGAUGGGUGGAGACCUAGAUUUAAUUAAAGGAUGUGGCGUAAAAGCAUUAACUGAAAAAAAAAAUCUUCAAUCACCUUUUAAGGAUGGAUAGGACUGGAAACCCAGCAGUUUAUUUGCUAUUUCAUACUUUUGUUUUAGUGAAUUAAAAAAUGUAUUUGCCCCUGA